CCCGAUACGGGGCGUCCUAUGCUUCAGACGGCCAUCCCAACUUCAUUCCUUCGACUCAAUGUGCAAUAGAUAGACAGAAAGACAAUCGAUUAUCGCCCUCCCCUGUUCAAGAUGCCAAAACAACACGCCUUGUUUGGGCGGCCGAUUCGGCUUGCUCCGCGCCGCGUCUCGUUCCUCCUCUUCAGUCUCGGCCUCUUCGCCUUGUUCACACUCUUUUUCACACUGCCGAGCGCCAUUCCCACGGGCCCAAGCUUGUCCAAGUCGAUCGCGGACGGCAAGGCCUCGAUACCCAAACUGAAGAACCCAUUCUCGUCGAGCAUCCUCAACCCGUUUAGGCCAGUGGUGCAUCCACCCGCCAUCCAGAAGAACUCGACGUACGGCGGAAGCAGCUGGUCCACGCAUUGGACGUGGCUAAGCCCCUUCUCUUCGUCCGUCACGCUCGACGAAAACCGCUCGCUGCUCCCGCCGCUGAAAGAGAGGCCCCCGAUCUACUGCUACUACGACACCAGUGCUCAGCGCGACAAGGCAACAAAGGAUGCCGAGAGCGACCUACUCCUCACAUGGCGGCGCGCAUGGUGGGCACAGGGCUUCAGGCCCAUAAUCCUCAGCCCAGCCGAGGCCAUGAGCAACCCGCUGUACGAUGAGCUGCAAAGACAAGAGGUGGAAACUCUCUUCAAAACCGACAUGAUGCGCUGGUUGGCUUGGGAAAACAUGGGCGGUGGCCUUCUGGCACACAAUCUACUUUUCCCCAUGGCGGCCCAUGAGGAUCCCCUGCUCUCCUUCCUUCGACGAGGAGAGUACCCCGGCUUGAUUAGGUGGGAGGGUUUAGAUGACGGACUCUUUGCCGGGUCCAAAAGCGAGGUCACGGCAGCGGUUAUGACGGCUUUGCGAAGUCCGGAGAAAAGGGGGGCCAAGUCCUUCAUUGAAGCAGUCCCGGCCGAGACCUUCGCCGUCGACAAAACCCACGACGGUGUAGCCUUCUACAAUACGAAGACAGUGGAGAAGCUGUACAGCCAGGUUGCCGAUGCGAUCGGCACCAACAGGGCCGCGGGGACGAGCAGUCUGAACACGCUCGUCAACUCGCACCUGCACGUCACUUGGCAGGAUCUCUUUACCAGGGGGAUCGCUGUGCUCAAGCCACUGCCGACGCACACGACAUUUAUGAUAGAACCCGCAUUGAAGCUGGCUACAUGGCUCUCCAUGUGCCCCGACACCCCUAUGCCGUCGUCUUGCCCUCCCAACAACCCCAAGUGCUCCCCUUGCGUAGCGUCGCAUCCUAUGAAGAUAUCCACGCCCGCCCGCUACCAAAAUACCACAGGCCUCUACACCAUUGGGACCGUGCCGCACCCCUACACUCGCGGAACUCUCAACUCGCUUAAGGACACCAUCGACGUGCCCUGGAUCCGCCGCGACAUGACGCGCGAUCUCUGGCUGGCCGAACUGACCAAGGAGCUCCUCGGAACCGGCCUGUCGGCCAGCGCUCGCAUCCUCACCUUUAAGGAAGCCGUGGCCGGCGAAUACGCCACGUCUCACUCCGUCUGGUUCACCGCCGAGCGCGACGAGCCUCCGCACGACCUGGACUGGUAUUUCGGUUUCAGAAUCCCCGUCAACGCCACGGACGGCAAGUCGGAGACGCCCGUGCCCGGACCCGAACGCAGACCUAAGCCGGAGCACGACCCCAAGGACGGCCCCAUCCCCAAGGAUGACGAAUUCGCUCGGGAGCCGGAGCUGUUGAAGCGGGCCAAGGAUGUCGGCAAGAGCAAGCUCGAGAAGGACGUCAAGGUGCGAGAAGCCAUCGAGGCGUGGAACCUGGCCGACACGGAAGCGUGGCGAUUCGCCAGGGCGUUCUUGGCGAGGGCGAGGGUGGAGAGACUGAAAUGGGAGGAGGAGGAGAGCAAGUAUGCCGGAGGUGCGGGACAUGAUAAGGAGAAGAAGCGGAGUGCGUGGGGACGCUGGGGAGAAUGAUCGGCGCUACGGUUUGAUUGUUACCAUGCCCGGACUGUAUACUAUUUGGUCGUGUUUUUAUUGUGUGGAGCAUGGAGUUCUAAGGGAAAGGGACUGACUAGAUCUUGGUAGAAUCUCAAGAUAGCAUUUGCUAUGUUCACAAGUGCUCAAGUGUAUGGCGG
Molecule: messenger RNA, 2126 nt
Organism: Pseudomassariella vexata
Lineage: Eukaryota; Fungi; Ascomycota; Sordariomycetes; Amphisphaeriales; Pseudomassariaceae
Exons: 1
Coding region: 112-1965 (617 amino acids)
Source: RefSeq, a predicted model, not a curated record